Molecule: messenger RNA, 1818 nt
Organism: Hydractinia symbiolongicarpus
Lineage: Eukaryota; Metazoa; Cnidaria; Hydrozoa; Anthoathecata; Hydractiniidae
Product: transmembrane protein 135-like
Exons: 14
Coding region: 17-1219 (400 amino acids)
Source: RefSeq, a predicted model, not a curated record
UUUAGACAAUAACAAAAUGCCAGGCUGUCACUCUAAACAUAUUUCUGGUAGUUGUUAUGAACUUGCUCACACCUGGUCGAGUAGCUGUUCCCUCAGUGCAAUAGAUGUUUUCCUUAAUUGUUUCAAGUAUGCCCUGAGGCUUUAUGCACCACUUUAUUUUAUAUCUGGCGUGAUGACUCGGAAAAGAAAGGAAUAUUUUAUGAAGAAACUUUUAAAGGAGAUCUUACAGUCAUCGCUUUUUUUAGCAACAAACGGUGGCAUGAUGGUGGUAAUGUUUUGUACUUUCAGAAAAGUUCUUGGAAGUUUCUAUUUUUAUUCUGUUGGAUUAAUGCCUGGAAUUUUGUCAUCACUUUGUGCUAUACUGAUUGAAAGAAAAAAUCGACGUGGUGCUUUGGCGGUUUACAUGUUUAAUCAGGCAUUGGAUACCACUUUUAACAUUCUAAAGCAUGAUGGAUAUGCAAAAGAUAUACGUUACGGCGAGGUUUACCUAUUUGCAUCAACCAUGGCUCUUCUAAUGUACAUGUAUAGAUCAAAUAACCUGCCUGAUGGUUUUAUAAAAGUCCUUUUUGAUUCUGGUUUGCGAGAUCGCCCUAGACAUGAUAUGUAUGAGAGUCCAGGUUAUGGUUACGCCCACAUGGUACAUUGCUGCAAACUCUCUGGCCAAGCAUUUUUAGGUGGAUUUGGUCUUCAGGCUGCUUACAAUUUACUGUCAGUUCUACCAAAAUCAUUAAAGAAUCCAGAAAAACUGAUAUUUGCCCUUUUGGAAAAAAGAAAUUUUCGAACUGGUGCAUUCUUAGGAAGUUUUGUUGGUAUAUAUAAAUUAAUGGAGGUGUUACUUAGUAAAUAUCCAAAAUCCAAUCGACAUGUAAAUGCAGCAUUGGCUGGUGGCGUCGCUGGGCUGUCCAUGUUCUUUCAACGAAGUUCAUACAUUGCAACAUACCUAGCGUCCAAAACUAUUGAGCUGUAUUAUAUGAACGGAAUCCACAAGGGCGUAUUCCCCUACAUCAAACAUUUUGAUUCAUUUUUAUAUGCAAUAUGUACAGGCAUCAUGUUUCACGCUGCUGUAGUCCAACCAUUAUUCUUACGCAAUACCUACUGGUCCUUUCUUUUGAAACUUACAGGAAAGAGGUUCGACGCAAUUAAUCGUUUUAAAUUGGAUGUCUGGGGACUGGACAGCAGCAAAAUAGAUAGAUUAGCAGCUCAAAAGAAGUCAUUGUAAACGUACGUCAUAUCGCGAGUGAGUUUUCGCGAGUUCAAAGUUUUAUGCAAGACUAAUUUUCUCGAAAUUGUGGAGGUAAGCCAGGUUUAGAAGAUUCUUUCUUGUUAAAGCCAUGCGAUAAUCAAUUUGUAAUUAGCGUCCUUUGUUUAUGUUUUCGUAUAUCUUUAUGCUAUUCAAAUUUUCAGCGUUUUUUUAAUCGUAUAAAUCGUUUUUUAAAUUCUUUUAAGCAAAUUAUCCUCGCCUCUUUACCAAAUCUUUCGUAAAAUAAUAUUUUGAGUUUUUUUACUGCAUAGAAAUUAAAGUAUAUAUGUAUAUUUAUGCAUCUAUAUAAACACAUGAUAAUUUGUUUUUAUAGUAAUCUAAAUUUUGAUAUUCAAAUUCCCCAACGUAUUUAGCGUUUUUUAGAGGGUAUUCAAAGAUUUGUUAGCUAUUCAACAUACUCUUCAAAACUCCUGUAUCAUAUCAUUAUGAUAUGACUUCAAAUUUUUCGUAGGUAAAUAUAGGCGGAUAUACAACGUUUUUGUUUAAAUAUUUUGAUAAUCAGAUGUAUAGUAAGAUCUGUUUAAUUGAAGAACAUAUAGAAGUUAAAUUUAAAACAA